Symbiodinium necroappetens is the source of this 359-nucleotide messenger RNA. The record is from the annotation of a GenBank genome assembly. Lineage: Eukaryota; Dinophyceae; Suessiales; Symbiodiniaceae.
GAGUUUUUGCCGCCAAACGAGCAGGCCUUGAGGGCCCUGGAGAAGUUGACCGGUGAAGCCGAGAUUGAGUUCGAGGAGGUGCCGGACGACCGAUUCGACAAGCCCGACGGCAUCACCAUCCUCCUGGCCGACCUCGAUAAGGCCAUAGGACGGAUGCAGGGCGAGUCCAUCAACGCCUUCAUUCGUCGCUUCCGGUUGCUAGAGCGCAAGCUGGCCGACAACAAGGUGCCGGAGUACCCUGAGCAAGCAAGGGUGAUAAAGUUGCUGGACGGCCUAAGACUGGACGAGAAGGCUACAGCUGCUGUUUUGCUGGCGGCCGGGAACCGCUACUGCAUGAAAGAUGUCGUGGAAGCCUUGAG